Messenger RNA from Knipowitschia caucasica, 270 nucleotides. Lineage: Eukaryota; Metazoa; Chordata; Actinopteri; Gobiiformes; Gobiidae. The record is from the annotation of a GenBank genome assembly.
AUGGAAUUUUUCAGAUCCAGUGACGGACAGCCCUGGACCAGCCCGAGCCUGAGCCUGAGGGCGCUCACUCUUUUGCCACUCCUGCGGGAAGCAGCAGUCUCUUUGGGUCCGUGGAGUUGUGCUGGUGGGGAGCCUCACACAGUGGUUGGUGGCCCUGUUGGCACGUAUGUGGGCUUGUGCGGCGUGAGCGCUGCCCUGGGAAACUCCUUCUGCUCGUUUUGUGUGGCCAGCUCCUCCAGUGUGGCAAACCUUAGUGAAGGGCCUGUGUGA